GCCUCGCAUGCCCCAAUGCAUUCAAGCGAACACAAACGAUCUUUGUUUGCCAUUUCUUAAGCUUAGGAAAUUUAUACUACUUUAGUCUUGAAUUAUUUUCGUUGCGACACAUUCAGGCGGAACUGUGUUUAGAUAUGGAGGAGAAGACUCGAUCGAACCCGUUUUCGAUUUCCAAUAUUUUGAACAACGGCAGCUCUAGAGAGAGUCACGGGAGAAAAGAGUUGGAGAUAGCGACUGAGACGGGAGGAACACAUGACAGACAGCGCGCUGAACUUACAAAUAAAGAAGGUUGCGAAACUCGCCGGCCUGAUGCAAGCCCUUCACACCUAAAUAGAAGACUGGAGUACGACUUUGAUGACUGGAGCAGGGCGUCCGUUGAAGAUUCAUUGGAUAAAGACGACCGAUCCUCAGAAGGUGACAAGAAAGAUAUCAAUAAGAAACGAAGGAAGAAGAAGACAAGAACGGUGUUCUCUCGAAGUCAAGUAUAUCAACUGGAGUCGACAUUUGAUAUAAAAAGGUAUCUUUCCUCUUCGGAACGAGCUGGCUUGGCCUCACAACUUCACCUAACGGAAACGCAAGUUAAAAUAUGGUUCCAGAACCGGCGGAACAAAUGGAAGAGACAACUCGCUGCCGAAAUGGAAGCAGCUAGUUUAGCUCAAGCGAGCCACCAAAGAAUGGUACGUGUUCCUAUUCUGUACAGGGAGCAAAGUCGUCCCAGUGAACUAUCAACACACGCUCCGUACUCGUUUUACCAUCCUUCAUAUCCGGGUUUAGCUCAGUAUUCACAGCACUAUUCACAAUUUCUUCCUCCUCAUCUAAGACCAUCGCCGAUGUCCUCUUUGCUAUAACAGGUCUGCUACCGGAAAGGAAGAACAAUGACGUAGACAUGGAAUGACUACUUUCUCUCCACAUCGAAUCAAACCGCAGACUAAAGUGGAAAAAGUCUUACCUUCCACAAGGACACUUAAGAUUUUUUAUUUCAAAAUCUAGGCAAUGCUAUUUAUCUCAUAAAAAUCAUUUGUUUGAUACCCGGUCUUAAUAUCGUAACCCUAGAACAUCUCACGGGAAUACCUUUGCUAAGAGCGGAGAGCGCUUCGGCCGGAUAUAGUUGUCGUCACUUAGUAAGGAAAUUACAUCAAAAACUUGUAUUCCCCUCAUUUAAUCUAGUUUUUGUUAAGCGUUUCGAAACUAAAAGGCUUGAACUGAAGGGUCUUAGUUGCAAAGCACCAUGGAGUGUUUACAGUUGUUAUUUACACCUAUUUAUACAACACUAAAGGCGAUUAGGGCUAAGAGAUGAACCACUUUAGUUGUUGCACGGAAUAUUUAACGCAGAGUGGGGAUCGAGAAGCAUGUAAUUUGCUUUCGAUCCGCAGCAAAUCAUGUAAAUUUUGUAUAUCGAAUAUCAUUUGCGCAAAUUUGUUCGAAUUCGAAGAAUUCCAAAAACUAGUGUAAUUGCGGUGACAUAGAACAAGAGAGGUAGGGAACCAUUAACGACCCAAAGAUCCUUUCGCUGAGAAGCAUUUGUAGUUGAUUAUUUCAAACUCUCAAGAACAAAAAAGGUUAAUGAAUUUAGAGUUUGUGGGUCCAGAUUGUAAAAUACGUGCUAAAUUGUAGUCAAAUAUUUACAAUAAAAGAAAGAGUUUGUAAA
This is a messenger RNA of Pocillopora verrucosa, 1648 nucleotides long. RefSeq names its product homeobox protein HMX3-A. Gene Ontology annotation, biological process: regulation of transcription by RNA polymerase II. Lineage: Eukaryota; Metazoa; Cnidaria; Anthozoa; Scleractinia; Pocilloporidae. Gene Ontology annotation, cellular component: nucleus. The record is from RefSeq and is a predicted model, not a curated record. Gene Ontology annotation, molecular function: DNA-binding transcription factor activity, RNA polymerase II-specific; RNA polymerase II transcription regulatory region sequence-specific DNA binding.